Nicrophorus vespilloides is the source of this 3764-nucleotide messenger RNA. RefSeq names its product proto-oncogene tyrosine-protein kinase receptor Ret. Lineage: Eukaryota; Metazoa; Arthropoda; Insecta; Coleoptera; Silphidae. The record is from RefSeq and is a predicted model, not a curated record. The transcript has 19 exons. Gene Ontology annotation, molecular function: transmembrane receptor protein tyrosine kinase activity; ATP binding. Gene Ontology annotation, cellular component: signaling receptor complex; axon. Gene Ontology annotation, biological process: cell surface receptor protein tyrosine kinase signaling pathway; protein phosphorylation; positive regulation of kinase activity. Bases 185 to 3751 code for a protein of 1188 amino acids.
GCCGCCGCCGCCACAACACCGAACAGUUAUCCUGCGACGUCGCUCGCGCUCGUCCACAACGGAAGCAGACGCGCGCCAAACUCUUCCUGCUAAAUGGCAAAGAACUAAAUCUCUUCGUCCUCCUCGUCGAAUACAGUCGAAUCUAAUAAUAGUAGUGCGUGUCCUGUGUGUUGUCCUUCGUAAAAUGAUGAACCAAUUAAUACUAAUCUUCGUAACCAUUCCACUUUUACGCGUUGACGGCGCUUACUUUUCCAUAACAGAUGUCUCGGUUAAUGUACCUGGUGACAGGAGCAAGUACCCGACCGGAAGUAAGCAAAUCCUGCUGAAGCUGCACGCGCAGCCGGAAGCAAAUAGAAACCGGACGAGACUCACCUACUCCAUCCUCAAUCCCAACAUGAAAUAUUUAAAGAUUCAUCCACACUCCGGCGCCGUUUCCUUCACCAAGGAAUACCUGGAAUCCAAUUUUAAAGGAGCAGUCAGUUUCGAUAUGACAGCAUCUGUGUCGGACGGCGGAAGGAUAAAUAAAACGAGCGUCCGAGUUAAUAUCUCUCCACCAGAUAAACUCGAUUGUGUUCUCAUCGUUCAAGACUUAUGUUACUGGCAGACCGCAGACUACAGGAUCUUCGAGAACAGAAAACCGACCAUUCUUGGAACACUCAGCUCCCCGUUCCUCACCGAUCUGUGUCCUGGCUUCAAACUCAAUUACACCAUCAACAAAGGUGAAAACAGAGUGGAGGUGAUUCCGCCCACGGAUCAGAAUAAAUCGUGGAUGCUUCGUACCCGAAAACCAUUAGAGAGGGACGUCCAGUCGGCCAGACAAUUUUCGCAAGAAAACAAGCAAAUUGGAGAGUUCAUUCGCAUCUCCACGAAAUGCACCAUCGAAGAUCCGAACGGCACCAAACGGGAAAUCCUCAAAAACAUCACCGUCCAUGUCCUCGACGAAGACGACAACCUUCCGGAACUUCAAGAACGCCACAUCGACGAGAUUAACGUCACCUUAAACGGAGAUUUCGUGAAAAAGGGCGAAGUGGUGACGUUCCAUCGCCGGAACAAGCUGAUCUUCAUCGACCUGGACUCGCCCACAGUGAACAACUACGAAGUGAAGAUUUUGAACGACUCGUUGGGACUCUUCGACGUCGUCCUCAGGUCUUUCGAGGACAGCAGAAAUGAUGAAGCGCAAACCGUCAUUUACUGCGAAUUAAUUUUCGCCAAAACCAUGCAUGUCCCUCGUUUGCCGUACGAGGUCAUCUUUCAACUGAAUGACACAAACCUCCUUCCAGGAUCUGGGAAUAAAAGCCUGGUCACAAUUCCAAUACAUCUGCUGCAUUCCACGAAUUCCACCGACGAGUAUCCCCAUUCCCUUGGUCACAUCACGCUUCCGUUAAAGGCGCUCACGCUUUACCGAAAGCAAAUCAUUUCCGUUUUCAGAUCGGCUGGGCCCUUCGCGAGGAUCGUUCAGCCCAGAGUCGGGUCGAUAAAGGAAAUUGAAAGAUUCGUCCUAUCGGACAACAGCACACACAACAAGACGUUCAACGUCACCCCCAAAGAGGGAAUCCUCUACGUCCAGGACAUUAGCUUAUUGAGGAAGUCCCCCGCCGAAGUUAGGAUCAAUGUGAAAUGGUUCUUCUUGAACGGUACUAUGGAUUGGGAUGAGCUGAUCAUCAAUAUCAUCGAAGAACCGUCAUCGGCCUGUUACAACAUCAGCGUUGGAGUGAAAUUGUGGCCCCAUUGCGCCGAUAUACAGAAUCCCGAUGAUUGUUACGAAACUUGCGGGAUUUCGACGGGUGGAGCAGUCAGCGUUGAACACAUAAAAAAAGGUGAAAAGUGGCGCAGAUGUAUGUGGCGCGGUGACCGGAAACCGGAACUGCGUCAUUCCACGAAACUGUACUCCACGUGCACACCAGACUCAGAAACUUGUCCGGACGGAGUCUGUGACUCUUUGGAGAGAUUGAACCGUCUGAUUUGUCCACAAGAUUGUUCCGAGCACAUCCAAUUUCCGACUAUGAAGAACGACGAGACUGGGCGAGGUAUAAAAACAGCGCGUGGCGUUUGCAUUUGCGACAAUACGUCGAGUUGCGUGUGCGAGUUGAAAGUUAAGGCGAGGAAGGACAAUAAGAAGAAUUCGAAGAAGACUGAGUCGACGGUGAACUUCUUGAACAUCACUUUGGCGCCGAUCAGUUCGGCUGCUCCCAAUUUGAGUAGACAUAGAGGUCUCGAGAAAGCGGCUUGCGGUAAGAGUUGUCUGCUGGGUAUAUUAGCCGGAGGAUUAUUUCUGUUGGGAGCUAUAGCUACGAUCGUGAUCUGCUGGCGUUUCGAUAGAGUUCACAAAGUCAGAGGAAAGUUCACCGAGGAGAACGCCGAUCUGUCUGCUCCUCUUUCCGAUUACGUUGAUAGAGGUAUCCUGCCUGAAAAUACUUUGUCCUUGAACUUUGACAUGACCACGUCGCUCACUCAGCAGCAAGGCCAGAUGAAAAUGCAGCCGGAUCCUAAGUGGGAAUUUCCACGGAGCCAACUAAUCAUCGAGCAGACUCUAGGCGAAGGGGAGUUCGGUAGGGUGCUUAGGGCGAAGGCCAAAGACAUCAGCGGACAAUUAGGAUACUCGAUCGUCGCCGUUAAGACACUGAAAGAGGACGCCCGAGAGGCAGAACUUUCUGAUUUAUUGUCAGAGUACCAACUUCUUAAAGAAGUCUCACAUCCAAACAUCAUCAAGCUGCUCGGCGUUUCGACUGUACCCGGAGGUCCGGUCUAUUUGAUCAUCGAAUUCGCGCAGUACGGUUCUCUGAGGAGCUACCUGAGGCGAAGCAGGCACGUUAAAUCCGAAAGCCAAUUACCGACGUCGGCUAGAUUGGAUGGGGCCAAAAGACACGAGAAUUACGACGAGCCGAAAGAGUGCAAAGUUACACCGAAGGAUAUACUCUCAUUCGCAUGGCAAAUCUCUAAUGGAAUGGCUUAUCUCAGCGAUGUUAAGCUCGUCCAUAGGGAUUUGGCCGCUCGCAACGUCCUCCUCACCUCCGACAAGAUCUGCAAAAUCUCCGACUUCGGAUUAACCAGAGACAUCUACGAGGACGACACUUACUUCAAGCGGAGCAAGGGCCGAGUUCCAGUGAAAUGGAUGGCACCGGAAUCGCUUUCGGAUCAUUUAUAUACCACCAAAUCGGACGUCUGGAGCUUCGGCAUUGUGAUAUGGGAAUUGAUCACUUUAGGAGCCACACCGUAUCCAGGCAUACAAGUCCAGAACCUCUUUCACCUGCUAAAAUCCGGGUAUCGAAUGGAACGACCGGAAAACUGCUCACCAACUCUUUAUAAGAUAAUGACAAGCUGCUGGGAUAUCGAUCCGGAUCAUCGGCCAAGCUUCCAGCAGCUCUCGCAAAAAUGGGAAGAGAUGCUGGGAGAUCAAAUGGAGUAUUUAGAUUUAACACCGAACGCUAUCCACAAUAGAAGCUACUUUUGCACUAUCGAAGCUCAAGAUGAGAACGAUAAUCAGAACAUCAUCGUCAAAGAGGAGCUCUUCGAGGAGAACUUGGAGAGCAACCAGGAGCCGGAGAAGUGCGGGGAUUCCAGUAAGCUGUUGGAUGAGCCUAAGUUGAAUAAUAACGGCACGAAUCAGCUGAGCCCCGCGAAGGAUUUGACUCAAGGAUACGAGACUCCGGUGAAGCUUAUGACGAAGAGGGCGCAAACACCGACUAACGAGAAUCCUCAAUAUUACACGAACAUGGAUCUUGGAAAGACGAGCAGCAGCAGCAGUUACUGAAAGGACGGCUUUC